Gryllus bimaculatus (two-spotted cricket) is the source of this 1667-nucleotide messenger RNA. Lineage: Eukaryota; Metazoa; Arthropoda; Insecta; Orthoptera; Gryllidae. The record is from the annotation of a GenBank genome assembly.
GUGAUUGGUAACUGUAGAGGGAACACAUAAACACAACACAAACACACAAAACCAUCCAUGUCCGAGGCGGGAUUGAAACCGGUGACCCUACAAACCAAGGCAGCAAUGACCCUUCAGCCAUAACGAUCUCUGCUAUCCAGGCUGGCAAUAUCUGAUAAUUAUUUUAAAUAUAUUAAGUAAAAUUACAAAUUAAUGGCUGUGGGAAGGAAACAUGACCUGCAGAUCUGCAUGGCUCUUCCUCUGAAUUCACAUUGUCUGUGAGCACAUACUUGAAAAGCUACUUUGGCAGCACGCAAAAUUACAACAGUGCUAAAGAAUAUAUAAAUAAUAUAUAAAUAAUAUAUAAAUAUGCUUGUCUGUAUUACAUAUGUGGUUACUGAUAAUGAGACUUCUCAGCUUGAAUUCUGUUUUGAGUAUGAUUAUUGAAACAACUGUUUUAUUUGUCAUUGACCCACAUUUGACUAGCCACUAGGUUUCUUUCAUGCAGACUUCUUUGCCAUUUUAUUUUCAAGGAAAUCAUUAACUAAACAAUAAAUUGUCCAUAACUAAUGCAAUGUUAAUGUUCUAGAAAUAUUCAUACAAAAAUGCUGACCAAAGAACAAAAGCAAUUUUACAAAGACAAUGGUUUCAUCAAACUUGAAAAUAUAUUUACAAAAGAAGAAAUGGAUGCUUUAUCUGAUGAAUAUAAUGAAUUGUUCACAAGAAAACAAACUGAAAGUGAUAUGGAAGCUUCUUGGAAGGGCAACGAUAUGAAGGAAGCUGCAAAGGAAACGCCAGUUGUAGUACUUUCCAUACAUAAUCUUCAGUUUCAUUCUGCUAUUUUCUCUCGUGUUCUUCAACAUGAGAAAAUAUUGGAUGCACUUGAAGACAUCAUGGAAACACCAAAUAUUUUACUGCAUCACACAAAAGCACAUUUAAAACCUCCAUCAAAAGGAGCUCCAUAUCUGAUGCAUCAGGACUAUCACUACUUUCCUUUUAAAAAACAUUCCAUGGUUGCUGUUUUUAUUCAUAUGGAUGAUACAACUCCUGAAAACGGUGGGUUAUGUGUGUAUCCAGGUUCUCACAAACUGGGUCCAUUGUAUGACAAGGGAAGUGAGGAUGAAAAAGGUGAAAAAUAUCAUUACAUGAAACCAGAAGACUUCCCCAUAGAGAAAGCAACUCCCAUUCAUGCAAAAAGAGGAGAUGUUGUAGUAUUUUCAUACCUUCUUGUUCAUGGUAGUUAUCUAAAUACCAGUGAGCGAGUGAGGAGAAUGUUUCUUAUACAGUUAAUGGCUGCUGAGGAUGAACCUGCCAAUAAUGAACAUAAAUCUCCUGGACAGGGUUGGGUUCUACGUGGAAGGAACCUGAAAAGAGAUGCAUCUAUGAGCAACAGAUUUGCUCACUAAAUUAAACUUCAUUAAUACAUUUUGAGCUUGUGAAACUCAUUCUGUGUGAAUAUAUAAUUCAUAUUUUGCAGGAGUAUACAAUUCCAUUUUGAAUUUCGUAUUGUAUUGUCUGAAACGUGAAAUUUCAGUGUAUCAAAGAAAUGUGGCAUGUAUUUCAAAGCAUCACAAUUAUUGUGAAAGGUAUAUAAAAGAGAAAAUAAUUAUAUUUUUGUACAUUUAGGAAAUAUAUUUUGUAAAAAAGUUUGAUUUAUAAAAAUGAAAACCUAAAUAUGUAUAUGAACC